AUGGACAAUCAUAACACUAAAAACGAUAAUGACGGAAGAACGACGAAGGGAGGUGAAGGGCUGUCGAAAUCGGCACCUAGAUCCAACCUAGGCGGGGAUGCUGCUCCCAUGGCGACGAAACCGUCGCCGAGAAUUGGCAGCAACACGACAAGGACUCCAGUAGGUGUCUCCUCAGGUAGCAGGCUGGGGGUAACCGGCGCUAAACCGCCGACAACAGAAGUAGCGAAGGGUGGAUCCUUCAUGCGCGGCGGAAUCGCCAGUACUAGCAGGGGAACCUCAGCUAGAGUCAUGAAGGGAUCCACGGGGGGAAAAAGCAAGGCAGCUUUAGCUAGGAAGCUAAAGUCAGACCGUCGAUUGGCGGCCAAAAUCGUGGAACGCUACGGUGACAAGCAUGUUGGUCAGGUUUCUGAGCAACAUGCUAGUACACUUGAGUGGGCCAAGAAAGUGCUGAGCGAGGACGAUAGGGCAGGACCGGAAACCAGCAGGACAGAACCGGCGGUCAAGCGGCAGAGGUCGCACGAGGGAGAAACCUCCCUUAUUAAGAAACCGCGAACAGGAAAGGCGCCAACCUUUAGCGAAAUCGCUAAAGGCGCUGGGGCCAUAGUACUGGGGGUGCUCGACCGGAGCAGGGAGGACGGAGCCAUCUCCCAUGACGAAUGGAAGAGGGUAGCGGCGGCUAUAUCAUCGGUAUUCCUAAGGGUGGUCAAGGAAAACCCGGGGCCACCCCCGAAAUGUGUGAGUGCCGGCUGGCACCAGGGGCUGCACAAGCUCACAAGUUGUGCUGACGAGAGAUCGGCCACCUUAUACAGGAAGGCAGUCUCUCAGGUGGGGGAGGUCUGGAAGGGAGCCAGACUGGAGGCCGUGGCCAAAGGGGAUCUUCCUCUUCGUCCUAGGGCUCGCGUUUGGCUGCCGGCCGAACCUUCCAACCCGAGCGAGAUUGAGGAAAUCCUCAGAUAUUGUAAUCCCUCACUUCCGACGCAGGACUGGAAAGUUUUAAGGCUGGAGAGGACUGAUGAACCGUAUCGGCAAGCGCUGAUAAUGCUAAACACGGAAUCCAUCGGUCCUCUCAGCAAAACAAAGGGAGCCAUAAGCUAUGGUUUUGAGAUGGUAGUGCUGAAAGUACUUCCAUCUGAUGCCAGGGCUGAUGGCCCCCAAGCUGCGGUGGCUGCGGUGGAUGUGACAGGGGGUACUGACGGUCAAGCGACCGUGGAAAUUGAUGCGUCAGAGGGCGCCGACGGUCAAAUGGCUGUGGAAGUGGUCGAUCCGGAUCUCUCGGAUGUGGCGAGUGUUGGAGGCGGUUCGUCGAUUGGCGACUCCGUCUUCAGCCUCGAACAACUGUUCGAGGAGGUUCGGGUCGAUCACGACUUGAGCGCUGAAAUAGCGCUCCUGGAGGAAAGUCUGAAGGAUGAAAUUCCUCCAGAUUAA
Bactrocera dorsalis (oriental fruit fly) is the source of this 1425-nucleotide messenger RNA. RefSeq lists its product as uncharacterized. The transcript has a single exon. The record is from RefSeq and is a predicted model, not a curated record. NCBI's taxonomy places the organism in Eukaryota, Metazoa, Arthropoda, Insecta, Diptera, Tephritidae. The coding region runs from base 1 to 1425 and encodes 474 amino acids.